UUCUCUAUUUUUCUUUGGAUUAAAUCCUCAUCAUGUUUAAUUUAAAGAGUGUGCUUUAUUAAUGCUUUGUGCUGUUUUUGUUUUCUAAGAAGGGUUAUUCUUGUGAUCUGCCUGGAGACAUUUUCACUAACGAUUGAUCUUCGACCUUCGACUAAAGUUCGACCUUCCACACCUACAGAGAUGUCAGAGAUCUGCUACAGUCCAGAUGAUCCAGAGAUCCGGAUUCUUCUGAUUGGCAGAUAUGGUUCUGGCCAAAGCUCAUCUGGGAACACUAUACUGGGAGAAAAGAGGUUUAAAGUUAAGAGGCAUGAAACUGAAAUUUGUGAGGAUAUAACACAGAUUGGAGAAAAGCGGGUGUAUGUGAUUAAUUCUCCAGAUCUACUGGAUCCAGAUCUGUCUGAAGAGAAGCUGGAGGAGCUGAAAGAGCAGCUGGUCUCUCGCUGUUCAGCAGGUCUCAGUGCAGUUCUGCUCACCGUUCCUCUAGAGCAACCUGUGCAAAAUGAGGAAGAGAUCCUGGAUUAUAUUAAAGAUUUACUUGGUCCUAAUGUUCAGAAAUACAUGAUGGUCCUUUUCACUCGUGGAGAUGAACUGGAUGAUCUGGAUGAACCACAGACAAUUGAGGAAUAUCUACAAAGCAAAGACCAUGCAGAUCUCCAGCGACUGGUGACUGAAUGUGGAGGAAAGUUUCACUGUUUCAAUAACAAGAAGCAUGUAGAAGGUCAAGUCGAAAAAUUACUACAGAAAAUUGAAGAAAUUAUGAUGAAGAACAGAGGGAAAUUUACCAUGGAACAAAUGAAAAGGAGUGGCAGCAAAAGAGGUCCACGUGUCAAUUUUUCAGAAGAGUCUCCAGCAAAAAGUCCAGAUGAGAUUCAACAGAUCACUGAGACUGAGAGGAAAGACCAGAUCAGGCUGGUUCUUCUGGGAAAAACUGGAUGUGGGAAAAGUGCCACUGGAAACACUAUCAUCGGCAGAAAAGUGUUUGAUUCUUCAGCCGCUUCAAACUCUCAGACCAAACAGUGUCAGUCAGAAAUUACAGUGAGGAUGGGUAAAGAAAUAUCAGUGAUUGACACUCCUGGACUUUAUGAUACUGAACUCAGUAAAGGACAGGUUCAAAGAGAAAUAGUGAAAUGUGUAACAUUCACCUCUCCUGGACCACAUGCUUUUAUUAUCAUCAUUAGAGUGGGUCGAUUCACCGAGGAGGAGAAAAAUACAGUGCAACAUCUCAAAGAAGUGUUUGGAGAACAGAUAUUAAAAUAUACCAUGAUCCUCUUCACUUACAAAGAUCAGUUAGAGAAGCAAAAUGAAACCAUUGAGCAGUAUCUGCAGAGAGGUGAUCCAGAUCUUAAAGAACUUGUACAGAGCUGUGGAAACCGAUUCUUCUGUCUGGACAAUGAGUCUGCUGGUUUCCCACAGUUCAAAGAUCUGAUCAGUAAAAUAGAGACCAUGAUGGAAGAAAAUGGAGGGACGCACUUUUCAAGUGACAUGUUUGAUGAAACAGAGAAAUGCAUUCAGGAGAUUCAGAAGCAGAAACUGGAUGAGAAAGUGAAGCAGCACAAACAGCAGAAGAAACGGCUCACUAAAACAGAAUGGAGGAAAAUAUACUGGAGUUUAGUUGAGGAGUCACGACAGGAAGCAGAGCAAUCAUUUUCUGAUAUAAAUCUGCACUUCCUGGGAAGCAGCCUAACGAUGACCAGUGAGGAAGGAGCGAGUGCCACAAAAGAAGCUGAGCACAAAGCAACCGGUCUUUUUAGGGCAGUUAUACUUGCAUUCAGAGAGAGGCUGUGUGUGAUUCAGUGAAAAACCACAAUGAUCAGACACGAGUCAUUAUUCAGCUCAAUUCAAUUCAAGUUUUGUUCUCAUCUGACAGUGUCACUGCAGUCAAAUCAAUGAUAUUGCUGAAUAUUAAAGGGAUAGUUCACCCAAAAAUGAAAAGUGAUGUUUAUCUGCUUACCCCCAGG
Messenger RNA from Sinocyclocheilus anshuiensis, 1958 nucleotides. RefSeq names its product GTPase IMAP family member 8-like. The record is from RefSeq and is a predicted model, not a curated record. The coding region runs from base 181 to 1797 and encodes 538 amino acids. Lineage: Eukaryota; Metazoa; Chordata; Actinopteri; Cypriniformes; Cyprinidae. The transcript has 3 exons. Gene Ontology annotation, molecular function: GTP binding.